AUGUUUGCGCUGCUAAGUCUCCUUUUGUCAACCAUUCUUGCUACGGCCAUCGCGUCUGACGCCAAAUGCGGCGUCCGCGGUGGGGCCCAGAAUACCGCAGGCGGCAUUUCCCAGAUCGUGGGUGGAGACAAGGCGGCACCCCUUGAGUUCCCUUGGCAAAUCUCUCUUCGGAUCCUCAACCUCACCGCCAACUACGAGAAAGGCCACACAUGCGGCGGAUCCAUCAUUAACAAACAGCACGUCAUGACAGCGGCCCACUGCGUGGAAGGCGGAAUACCAGCAGAAUAUGUUGUUGUGGUCGGCGACCAAAAUAUCAACGUACAAGAUCCCACAGAAGAAAGGAUUGGAGUGCAGAAGAUAACAGUUCAUCCACUCUACAAUUCGAGGACAACUCAGUAUGACUACGCAAUACUGAAGCUCGACAAGGUUCUGGACUUCGAUGGUCAGGAGAAGCAUCUCAUGCCCAUCUGCCUUCCCUCGUACUACGAGAACUUUGAUGGAGAAACCUGCACUGCCAGUGGAUGGGGACUUACCAAAGACCGAACUGAAGGGGGAGUCGACACGAACCCCGAUCUCCUAAAAGUAGACUUGCCCAUCGUGCCGUACAGUGAAUGCCGGAGGAUCUACCGGAGAGUAAACACAGUCGAUAGAAACACAAUGAUUUGCGCAGGAACCACAGAAGGUGGAAAGGGGACUUGCCAGGGCGAUUCCGGAGGACCCCUGCAGUGUCAAAGGUCGGAUGGCCGCUACGUGCUGGCAGGAUUGACAUCCUGGGGUACCAUAUGUGCCGCUCCAAAUCAACCUACCGUGUUCUCUAGGGUCUCAACCCAGCUGCUUUGGAUUUGGCUAACUGCUGGAGCGACUCCGUAA
Ixodes scapularis (black-legged tick) is the source of this 870-nucleotide messenger RNA. Its product is annotated as plasma kallikrein-like. Gene Ontology annotation, biological process: proteolysis. The transcript has 6 exons. The coding region runs from base 1 to 870 and encodes 289 amino acids. The record is from RefSeq and is a predicted model, not a curated record. Gene Ontology annotation, molecular function: serine-type endopeptidase activity. NCBI's taxonomy places the organism in Eukaryota, Metazoa, Arthropoda, Arachnida, Ixodida, Ixodidae.